Molecule: messenger RNA, 1253 nt
Organism: Calypte anna (Anna's hummingbird)
Lineage: Eukaryota; Metazoa; Chordata; Aves; Apodiformes; Trochilidae
Gene: GAMT
Product: guanidinoacetate N-methyltransferase
Exons: 6
Coding region: 75-776 (233 amino acids)
Biological process (GO): creatine biosynthetic process
Cellular component (GO): nucleus; cytoplasm
Molecular function (GO): guanidinoacetate N-methyltransferase activity
Source: RefSeq, a predicted model, not a curated record
GGUAUUUAAGGGCGGCCGAGCACCCUCUGACCCUUUCCCUCUCCGGACUUUCCCCUCCCGGCGGCACAACCAGGAUGAGCUCGGGGCCCAUCUUUGCCCGGGGGGAGGACUGCCGGGCCGGCUGGCGAGAGGCGGCUGCCGGCUACGAUGGCCCCGACACCCACCUGGAGAUCCUGGGCAAGCCGGUGAUGGAGCGCUGGGAGACUCCGUACAUGCAUUCCCUGGCAGCCGUGGCUGCAUCGAGGGGGGGCCGUGUGCUGGAGGUGGGGUUCGGGAUGGCCAUCGCUGCCAGCAAAGUGGAGGAGUUCGACAUCGAGGAGCAUUGGAUCAUCGAGUGCAACGAGGGAGUGUUCCGGAGGCUGGAGGAAUGGGCCGGGACACAGCCACAUAAGGUUGUGCCUCUGAAGGGGCUGUGGGAGGACGUGGUGCCAUCGCUGCCCGACGGGCACUUCAGGGGGAUCCUGUAUGACACCUACCCCCUGUCAGAGGAGACCUGGCACACACACCAGUUCGGCUUCAUCAAGGCCCACGCCUUCCGCUUGCUGCAGCCCGGGGGGGUCCUCACCUACUGCAACCUGACCUCCUGGGGGGAGCUGCUGAAAACCAAGUACACUGACAUCGAGAAGAUGUUUGAGGAGACCCAGGUGGGGCAGCUGCUGGAAGCUGGGUUCAAGAGGGAGAACAUCAGCACCAAGGUGAUGGACCUGGUCCCCCCCAAGGACUGCAGGUACUACUCCUUCCACAAGAUGAUCACACCCACCAUCCUUAAGCACUGAGGAGGAGGAGGAGGCUCUUAGCUCCUACUGAGAGAAGACUGAAGCUCUGUUUAUCUGGAAGUGGCUGGAGGCUUGGGAUGGAAGUCCUGGAUCUACAGGACUGGAAUUCCUGCCCCACCAAGGGUGUCACUGAUGCCCUGGAGGUGUCUUCUGGGCUCUGCAUCUGUCCCAGAGGCCACUGUCCUCUCAUGACUCACCCUGCUCUCCAAACUCCUCCAUUAAGUUGUAAUUCUAGAGUCUGUAGCCAAAGGGCUUCAAGAAUGAGAUGUUUGCUCUGAAAUCUGCAUCACUUGGAGAGAAAGAGGAGGAACAGGGCAGCUGGAGAUGUUCUGGCUGCCCCUGGAGCAACUCCCAGGUGAAGCUUCCCAAUCAUAGCAAAAUCUGAGCCUGCCACCCUCCUGGCAGUCUGGCAGUGCAGAGGUGACAUCUCCUCUCAACCCAGAAGGAAUAAAAUCCAUGAAAAAGGAAUAAAAUGCA